Molecule: messenger RNA, 1440 nt
Organism: Mesorhabditis belari
Lineage: Eukaryota; Metazoa; Nematoda; Chromadorea; Rhabditida; Rhabditidae
Source: the annotation of a GenBank genome assembly
AUGAUCAAUAAACGUUCUUUAAAACAAGAUCACGUCUAUCUCCAAGAUCUCCAAGCAACAAUACCAACAAUAGAAAAUCAUUUAAAUGGACAAAUUCGAGAGGAAAUCGAAAAGCAUUCAAACGAUGAACAAAGAAAUGAAGUUGAGAAUGAGAGUUUAAUCAUCUAUAAAGUCUACUAUGAUCGAAGAAUGAAUCCACCAAGGUUUCGAAUUUUGGCGAAUAAUCAGUGCACAAAUGUUGGACCGAAUCUUUCAUUUGAUGGGCUUACAAUCAGGACAGUGAAAGUGGAAGCGAUUGAAGGCGAAUGUCCCUGGGCAUGGGCUCCAGGUUGUGAAUGGAGUGCUCAUCACUUUCUCUCUGAAGUUUUUACCGGUUUUCCACCUAACCAGGUAAACUUGACUCGAAAUGGGAAAUGGGUGACAGUUCCAGUGAGUCGAGUGCCCGAGAGUUAUCGAGAUGGUUACACGAUAUGCACAGCUCCCUUGUAUUGGUAUUCGGACUGGCUUCGAUUGAUCUUGUUCUUUGAAAUCUCUAUGCUACACGGAGCCACGAAUUUCGUCAUGUCAACUCAUUCAGUGUCGCGCAAAGUGCAGAUAGUGCUUGAUUUUUAUAAAGAUAAGGGUAUUCUCUCACUCCGCUCGUGGCCUCUAAUGCCGUCAUCUUUCCUCCUCGAUCCAAACGAUUCAAUCUAUCGUCUUUCCCAUUCACUUUCUCAUCUCGAUUGCACUUUUCGUGUUGACACAAAAAUCGCUUCGCUAAACGACAUUGAUGAGUUUAUCAUUCCGAGGAAUGGGAAAGCAAUUGAUUUCUUUCGAAAGCUCUUCUCAAAUCAUUCACAUUACAAAGGAGCCACAUUUCGACACGCUGAAUUGAGGCUCUUCUCAAAUCAUUCACAUUACAAAGGAGCCACUUUUCGACACGCUGAAUUGAGGCUCUUUAACCCGUUGAGACUCGAGAAUACGACAAGAUUCGAUUUGAGUGGACUCAAGAAUUUAACCCUUCUUCAACAUGAUGGACCUGGAAAAGCGGUUUUCAUGCCGGAAUACACACGAAAUCUGAAAACACAUCAAGUGUCCAAGUAUUUCAACAAAAAACAUCGAACCCUGAAGGUAAAGAAAAGUGACGCCAUUUUGCUGCACACUCGUUACAAUUUCCGGGAAAUGAGUGAGAAAUGGUUGGCUCUCGAUUUUCCCGUAAACGUUUUCCCAUCGAUUUCAAGUGAUCACUUUGUGAAAAGAGUUGAUUCGGUGAUUUUGAAGAUUUUCAAUGGUAAUCGACCGGAAUACUCGGAUCUAUCAAAUCGAUUGCUUGGGAAUUGCUUGAAACAUUGGACAGAAAAACAAUGCAAGACGCCGAUUCACUCGUGUUGGGAGAUUUUGAAGCCACUGGAUGAGUGGCUUUUCGCCGAUCCCCAACCGGAUAGUCGAUAUUAUGUAUUG